Messenger RNA from Ailuropoda melanoleuca (giant panda), 2743 nucleotides. RefSeq names its product carcinoembryonic antigen-related cell adhesion molecule 5. The record is from RefSeq and is a predicted model, not a curated record. Gene Ontology annotation, cellular component: cell surface; plasma membrane. Gene Ontology annotation, molecular function: protein tyrosine kinase binding. Bases 1214 to 2032 code for a protein of 272 amino acids. Lineage: Eukaryota; Metazoa; Chordata; Mammalia; Carnivora; Ursidae. Gene Ontology annotation, biological process: signal transduction; regulation of immune system process. The transcript has 8 exons.
UGAGUUGUCCCUGCUCUCCUGAGCCGGCCAAAGGAGAACCCUGGAGUCCACCAGGGGCAGAGUGGGUACUGGGAGCAUCACCAGGGUUCCUGGGCUACCAUGAAGGGGUAGGAGUUGCAGUGGGCAGUGGUCGGGGACUGGGGUAUGGGUCAAUGGUCUUGGAGAAGGCACUUCAAGAGGCAGAACUGGUCACUCCUGUAGAGAAAUGACCCUCCCUCUCCAUCUACCAACACCCAUUCUCUCCUGUUUAGGACUCCCUGCCCAGCCCUACCACAGCCAUUCCUAUCUACCAGGAAUUACAACAGCCCGACGCAAACAUUUACUGCAAGAUUAACCACAAAGCAGAAAUGGCUUCUUAGUUUCCCAAGUGCCUGGGGUCCCCUGAGACCCAGGACUCUAAGGGAGUGAGAAGCCACAGUCGGAACCAGAGAACCAGCUCUAGGCCGUGAGGAUAUUCAGGGACAUGGACCAAGGGUCGGGGUCAUCACCAUCCUUCUCUACAAACUGCUGGUGGGCAGCCUGGACUUGGUCAUCUGACUGUGGAGUCACUUCCUGAGGAUCCAUAGACCCUCCAUGGGCACAGGAGAGGGAGAGGAGGCCCCACCCCCACAUCAUGGGGUCUCCGUCUGGCUGGGCAUCUGCUGAAGCAGCAUUUCUAGGUGUCACCUGGGCGUUCACAGUCUUGAUAAAGUUCCACAGGUGACUCCAGCGCACAGUGGGUGUGACACCUCUGCGAUGAGCAUUCCUGAGGCAGCCCCCAGCCUCCUGCUCUGAAGGGAAAGCCACGCGGGGAGGAGAGAGGGCUGUGGGGGCGCUCACCCUGCACUGUGCCCCCGAGCUGUGGGGGUCACCGGACCCCAAUGUCACAGGCUUGUGCUUGUCCAAACAAGGGUGUGUGUGCUCUCGCAUAUGGUGGGAAAUCACAGCUGAAGAGGGGGAGGCCUCAGCAGGUCCCAGGGAACUGCAGUGUAAACAAAAAUGAAAUGGGAAGAAGGGGACAAGGGAGUUGGGAAGGAUGGAAGCAGGGGGAGGGGACCUGGCAGGGACCCCGCCCCUGGCCCACGUGACACCACCCUGAACUCCUGCCCACAAAGGCCACUCAGCAUAGAGGGAGGCAGGAAUCCAGACCUUCAAGACCAGACAGCAGUAUCCACAUGUUUCUGGAGCAGAAGCUCUUCUCACAGAGGGAGGGACAGAGUGGGCAGCAGGCACCAUGGAGUUCCCCUCAGCCCCACCCCAACGAGGACAUGUCCCCUGGCAGGACCUCCUGCUGGCAGUCUCACUCUUAACCUUCUGGAACCCACCCACCACUGCCCAAGUCACUGUGGAAUCGGUGCCGCCCAAUGCUGCCGAAGGGAAGGACGUUCUUCUGCGAGUCCACAGGCUGCCUGGGGAUCUUGUAGGUCUUAGCUGGUUUAGAGGGGCAAGUAUAGCGCCCAGCCGUCAAAUUCUAUCAUAUGUAGUAGACACACAAGUAACUACCCCAGGGCCUGCACACAGCGGCAGAGAGACAAUAUACCCCAAUGGAUCCCCGCUGCUCCGGAGAGUCACCCUGAACGACACAGGAAACUACACCCUACAAAUCGUGAGGACAAAUACUCAAGUGGAACAAGGAACAGGACAAAUCCGCGUAUUCCAUGGCCCGGACGCCCCCACCAUUUCCCCCUCAGACUCUCAGUACCGUCCAGGGGCCAGCCUCAGGCUCUCCUGCCACGCAGCCUCUAACCCACCCGCACGGUACUCUUGGCUUAUCAAUGGGAGGCCCCAGCCGUCCACACAGGAGCUCUUUAUCCCCAACCUCACUGCGAAUGAUAGUGGAGCCUAUACCUGCAUCGCCUCUAACUCUGGCACUCACCUCAAUAAGACCACAGUCCAGACUAUCACAGUCUCCGGCCAUGGUCCGGCCAAUAGCUCCACAUCCCCGGACUCCCUGCCCAGCCCUACCACAGCCAUUCCUAUCUACCAGGAAUUACAACAGCCCGACGCAAACAUUUACUGCAAGAUUAACCACAAAGCAGAGAUGGCUUCUUAGUUUCCCAAGUGCCUGGGGCCCCCUGAGACCCAGGACUCUAAAGGGUCAGGAGCUGAAGUCGGAUCCAGAGAACCAGCUCUAGGCCCUGAGGAUAUUCAGAGACAUUGACCAAGGGUUGGGCUCUUCACCAGCCUUCUCUAUAAAUUGCUGGUGGGCAGCCUGGAAUUAGUCAUCUGACUGUGGAUCACUUCCUGCAGUGAUGUCCACAGCACCCCCUGCCCUGAGCGAUGGAGACAGAGGCCAGUCCACACUCCCUGCAGCCCUCUCUACCUCUUCCUUGUUCAUAAUGCUCCUUGUUAAGAAUGGAGAAAAAGUAGACACAACUGGAACAUCAUGGCUUCCAAGACCUGGGAACAGCUGUGGGUCAUCAGCACCACAGACAGUGUCUCAUCGAGUUGAGCAGGGAGGAGGCAUUGAGGGACUGCUGGAGAGGCUGCCUAUUUCUGUUCUACAGAAGAAAGAUGCAAUGAGGCAGAACGCUAUCACAGGGGCAACCCGAUUCUGCUCUCAUGUGAAUCGUAAACUCUUUCAGCAUGUCUGGAUGUUACUUGUUGUCACAUCAACAAUAGCUCCCUGCAUGGCUGAUUGCUGCCCCCAGAGGGUGGCCUCAGGGAGGCUGGGAGUCUGCUCCAGCCUCUUGGGAAACCUCCUGACCCCUGAGAGUCAGGCCCCUCUCUUGUAUACAAUAAGGAAGACAUGUUUCAUGAUUAA